AUGGGUAAUUGCUGUAGCAACUAACCUGGAUAGGAUAAAACAGAAUAGAUUACAAACAACCCAUAGCCAGUUGAGGAAUAGGAAUAAGAUGCUGAAAUGGGAGCUAAUGAGUAAAAAGCUAGAGAAAACUAUGCUGUGAAUGUUCAUGCAAAGGCUUUUGAUAACUAACGCGAAACAAACAGAGUGCCCACUGAAAAAAGUGUAUAAGAAGAGUAUAAACCUAGUCCAUCUGAUGUAACUUAGCCAGCCACAACUGGACAAGAAAAUGUUAACCCACAUGCUCCUCCUUCUUAAGUAGCAUGGCCAAUUAAAGAAAUUCCCAACUUCUUGAAUGAAAAAGGCAGAAAAACUCUACAAGAGUAAGGUGACUUUAUCUAUGAUGAAGAUGAGGCAGGAGAUUAAGAUUUACCUAAACUUGGUCCUUACUAAUUUGAUAAUGGUUCUGUUUAUGAAGGUUAAUGGAAAAAUGGUUAAAGACACGGCAGAGGAGUUCAAUACUGGUCAGACGGUUCAGUGUAUGAAGGAUAUUGGAGAAAUAACAUGGCAUAAGGCAAAGGUAGAUUGAUUCACAGCGAUGGUGAUGUUUUCAUUGGUAGAUGGAAGGAAGAUAAAGCAAAUGGAAAAGGUAAAUAUCUUCACAUGGAUGGAGCAGUCUAUGAAGGAGAUUGGAUGGAUGAUAAAUAACAUGGAAAAGGAAUUGAAGAGUGGCCUGAUGGUGCUCGUUACGAAGGAGAUUACGUUGAUGGUAAAAAGCAUGGCUAGGGCAAAUUCCAUUGGGCUGAUGGAUCUACUUACGUAGGAGAAUUUUAUAAAAAUAAUAUUCAUGGUAAAGGCUGCUACGACUGGUCAGAUGGCAGAAAAUAUAACGGAGAAUGGAAAAAUAAUAAAAUGGAAGGAAACGGUGUUUUCACCUGGUCUGAUGGACGUAAAUACGAAGGAGAAUAUAAAGAUGAUAAAAAGCACGGUUAUGGUGUCUUCGAAUGGCCUGACAAUAGAACUUACAAAGGUUAUUGGGCUAAUGGACGCCAACAUGGAAAAGGUAUUUAUAUUGGAUCUCAAGGUAUAGAAAAGGAAGGAGAAUGGUGUGAUGGUAAAAGAGUUAAAUGGAUUAAAAAGAAUGAAGAAACUGGUCCUGAGUGA
Messenger RNA from Tetrahymena thermophila SB210, 1140 nucleotides. RefSeq names its product MORN repeat protein. The record is from RefSeq and is a predicted model, not a curated record. The transcript has 5 exons. Lineage: Eukaryota; Ciliophora; Oligohymenophorea; Hymenostomatida; Tetrahymenidae. Gene Ontology annotation, cellular component: cytosol.